AUGUCCAAAAAUUAUUUCGUUCCACAAUACAUCGGACUUUACGCUUUCAUAAACUAUACAAAACGACAAAGACGUCCAGAUAAACUUUGUAAGUUUGUAACAGUUAAUGUCCCUACUGAAGCUGACGUUUAUUUAUUAAAUCCUAUUCAUCUUAGUUCAGAAGGCCAAACUUUUGUCAUAAAACCUUUACUCAGAUAUAGAUUUAAAUGGAUUUGUGCAUAUAGCCGAGAACGACAACUUUGCUUUAGUGAUUGUUCGAAAAUGACACUAAAAAGAAAAAUUGCGUUGCAAGUUGAGAGAAGAAUCCUCGUUUUGAAGAACACUCGUUCUAGAACGUCGUCUUGUUUUCAUGUUUAUACAGAAUUUAUGGCACAAUUCAUUAGAUGUUUAAAUGAGAAUAAAAAAAUGUCUGUUUAUGAAAUCAAAUGUCACUUAAAUUCUCAUUUACGUUUAGAUGAUUUUGGAUGA
Clunio marinus is the source of this 468-nucleotide messenger RNA. NCBI's taxonomy places the organism in Eukaryota, Metazoa, Arthropoda, Insecta, Diptera, Chironomidae. The record is from the annotation of a GenBank genome assembly.